This is a messenger RNA of Miscanthus lutarioriparius, 1146 nucleotides long. The record is from the annotation of a GenBank genome assembly. Lineage: Eukaryota; Viridiplantae; Streptophyta; Magnoliopsida; Poales; Poaceae.
AUGGUGCAUCAGGCUCAGGGACAGAUGGUGCAGGAGGUGGCCGCCGCCGGCCUCCCCACGCUGCCGACCCGGUACGUGCUGAGGGAGGAGGACCGCCCGACAGCCCCACCAACAACCGGUGGCGUCGCGGCGCCCGAGCUGGCGGCCUUCCCCACCGUGGACGUGCAGCGUCUUGCCGACCCCGGCGACGUCGAGGAGGCCGACAAGCUCCGGUCGGCGCUCCAGUCCUCGGGCCUCUUCAAGGUGACCGGUCACGGCAUGCCAGUGGCGCUGCUGGAUGGCGUCCGGGACGCCGGGGUGGAGUUCUUCCACCUGCCCUUGGAGGAGAAGCUGAGGCACGCGAACCGGGACGACGCCGGCGAGUUCCAGCCCGAGGGGUACGGCAUCGACCGCGUGGACACGGACGAGCAGGUGCUGGACUGGUGCGACCGCCUGUACCUGACCGUGCAGCCGGAGGAGGAGCGGCGGGCGCAGUUCUGGCCCGCGCGCCCGCCGGCGCUCGGGAGGCUCCUGCACGAGUACGCCCUGGGCAGCGAGCAGGUGGCGAAGCGCGUGCUCAUGGCCAUGGGGCGGCUGCUCGGGUUCGGCGAGGAGUUCUUCCUCGACCACGUCGGCGAGAGGGGGGGCACGUACGCGCGGUUCACCUACUACCCGCCCUGCCCGCGCCCGGACCUCGUGUACGGGCUCAAGCCGCACACCGACAACUCCGUCGUCACCGUGCUCCUCCUCGACCGCGACGUCGGCGGCCUCCAGGUGCUGCUCAGGGAGGAGGGUGGCGGAGACGGGCGGUGGGUGGACGUGCCCGUGCUCGCCCGCGACGAGCUGCUGGUGGUCGUGGGGGAGGAGAUGGAGAUCAUGAGCAACGCCGUGUUCAGGGCGCCCACGCACCGCGUGGUGACGAGCGGCGAAAGGGAGAGGAUGACGCUCGUGCUCUUCUACCAGCCGGAGCCGCACAAGGACCUGCAGCCCGCGGAGGAGCUGGUGGCCGAGGACCGCCCCGCGAUGUACAGGAAGCUCAAGGCCAAGGCCUUCGGCGACGGCUUCUGGGACGCGUUUGCGCUCGGCGAGCGCACCAUCGACUUCCUCAACAUCAAGGUCGACGACAGGGAGUCAGCUGGGAGCAUGCCGGAGGCGGCGGCGGCUUAA